AUGGGUUCGCCUUCCACUUCAUCAUCGGUGGCCGAGACGCCGUCGUCGUCGAAGGGAGGGCCCGAAGGGGACCAGGCUACGCAGACCAAUAAGCAGCCUCCAAAAACGAGCAGGACGAGAUUUAAGCCUCAAUUAUCUUGUACGCUGUGCAGAACUCGAAAACUCAAAUGUGACAGGAAUCUUCCGUGCCAAAAUUGUAUCAAGCGGGACCUGUCUGCUUCCUGUACCUAUGUACAUGCCGGAUUGCGUCGUGAUAAAUCUUCGCCAAUUCAGAAGUCCACCAGCAACUCCAAAGAUGUCCAGAGUCAAAUCUCGCAUCUCGAACAACUGGUCGUCUCCUUGAUGAACAGAAGCAAUACGAUUGGCAAUUCGAGCAGGACUGACGGUUCCCCUUCUAGUUUGGAUGAAAAUAAUCCAAGCCAACAGAUACAUUCGAGCACUCUAGAGGAUCACUGGACUGAAAUUAAUGCCGUGAAGGAAACUGCCGAAUCGAUUGGACUGAUCAGUAUACAAGAUGACCAACCAAAUUAUGUUGGAAGUUCUCACUGGGAAGCUAUCCUUGACAACAUUGCAUGCCUCAAGGAUGCUCUAGGAAAUACCGAGCCGCAGCAAGAGGAAAAGGAGAAAGCCACCGGGCCAGUGCCUAUUGGCCCGGAUCUACUAGUUGGUUCUGUCAGAAAGGUUUCAAGGACAGAAAUAAUCGCGGCACUUCCCCCCAAGAGGCUUGCGGAUCAGUUGGUCCAGGAAUUUUUUUCAACGCCGGAUAUAGGAUGCCCUAUGAUACAUCAACCUACAUUUCAGAGAAACUAUGAAAAGUUUUGGGCAGACCCCACUAGCACUCCAAUCAUAUGGAUUGGUAUGCUCUUUUCCAUCUUAUGUCUCUCAAGCCAACUUGAAUUAUUGCUCAACAAGAGCUCAUUUGCCGGUUCAACCGACGUUGCGCUUCGCGAUCCAGCCGAAAUCAUGGAUAUGUACCGCGAGAAAAUUGUGCAAUGCCUUAUCUUGGGAAACUAUACCGAGCCUAGUCCUUAUACUAUCGAGACUCUCUUGCUAUACUAUGUAACUGAGCACUUUCGAUCGAUGGAUACGCAAUUUGGAUCGUGGAUGGUCUUUGGCCUCAUUGUCCGAGCAGGAAUGAGACUGGGAUUGCAUCGUGACGCUUCACAUUAUCCAAAGAUAUCGAUUCUCCAGGGUGAAAUUCAGCGUCGGCUAUGGUCAUCGAUUGUGUAUCUCGACAUUCAAACGUCUUGCCAAGUAGGCCUUCCGAGAAUGAUCAAGGAAAAUAUGUAUGACACUCAACCGCCACGAGAUCUUUUGGAUGAGGACUUGGAUGAAAAUACUAAGGUUUUGCCACCUUCCCGGCCAAGUAGCGAUUUGAUCCCAUGUGCGUAUUUGAACAACAAACAUAGGAUCACCAAAGUGUUCGGAAUGAUCGUCGACCAAUCAAAUUCGAUCGAUCCUAUCCCAUAUGAGGAGGUUAUGAAACUAGACACCCAUCUCCACGAAAUCUGGCAGCGGACUCCGGAGACUCUGAAGAUGCGCAGUGUUGAGGAUCUCAACAACGGUCCCAUCGAAACGAGAGUACACGGCACGUAUCCGUAUCCUUACUCUAUGAAAACCUGCGUCGAAGCCUCAGUCCGAAUCUUGCAAUGCCAAAUAUACAUGCAUAAUGAGACACGGCCUGGCGCGCUCCUUCGGGAUCAGAAAUGGAAGACAUCAUCUCUCAUGGCCCAGGACUUUCUCCUGGCUGCCAUGCUCCUCUGCCUGUAUUUAGGCCAUGGUGUGGCUGUGGAGUCGCUUGAGAAGCAGGUAUGCCAAACCGAUAUACGCGUGAAAUGGAGUCGAGAAGCCGUGCUCGACAUACUUAAUGGAUCGUACCAAAUAUUCGAAGAGACAAAACUCGCAUCGAAGGAGGCAUUCAAGGCCGCAAAUGCGAUGAAGGCCAUGCUUGCCAAAGUGAGGAAUGCUUCCGUGACCACUCCAGUCAGUGAAGCCCGGGAGACAAGUCAGUCAACGGAUCCUAGGAUGUGUAGCCAGGUAUCAUCAUCUAACCCCACGCCGUCCACCCAAUCAUUGGAACGUCAAUUCUUCGAGGGUCCUAGCCUGCCUUGGAUGGAACCGCCCUCAUUCGAAACUGGGGGCUUGCCGGCCAAUCUAAACACACUCCAGCAGCCCAGCGAUAUAAACCAAGCCUUGUUUGAUACCAUGGAAUUAGACUGGGAAGUCUGGGACAGCCAAUUCUACAACAACGGGGUUUCACAAACCCCGCCAGACCUGUUCAAUGUCGAUGCAAACGUAUCGUUCCCCGAUCCAAAUGCAACAUUUAUGCAAUGGGACCAACAGCUAUAG
Messenger RNA from Venustampulla echinocandica, 2349 nucleotides. RefSeq lists its product as uncharacterized. The record is from RefSeq and is a predicted model, not a curated record. Gene Ontology annotation, biological process: DNA-templated transcription; regulation of DNA-templated transcription. Gene Ontology annotation, molecular function: zinc ion binding; DNA binding; DNA-binding transcription factor activity, RNA polymerase II-specific. Gene Ontology annotation, cellular component: nucleus. The transcript is spliced from 8 exons. The coding region runs from base 1 to 2349 and encodes 782 amino acids. NCBI's taxonomy places the organism in Eukaryota, Fungi, Ascomycota, Leotiomycetes, Helotiales, Pleuroascaceae.